This is a messenger RNA of Galendromus occidentalis (western predatory mite), 770 nucleotides long. RefSeq names its product mitochondrial single stranded DNA-binding protein (gene mtSSB). Bases 133 to 654 code for a protein of 173 amino acids. The transcript has 5 exons. Gene Ontology annotation, cellular component: mitochondrial nucleoid. The record is from RefSeq and is a predicted model, not a curated record. Gene Ontology annotation, biological process: mitochondrial DNA replication; positive regulation of helicase activity. Gene Ontology annotation, molecular function: single-stranded DNA binding. NCBI's taxonomy places the organism in Eukaryota, Metazoa, Arthropoda, Arachnida, Mesostigmata, Phytoseiidae.
GACUCCUUUCGCGCGCCUGUGGAUGAGCUACGCUCUGGCAGAAACUACUAGUUCGCGCGCUCGUCAGCGUUCCUUAAUCUUCUCGAGAGGAUUUAAGUGGAUUCGUGUCUUGACAGCGCUGAAGAAAUCACAAUGUUUAUCAACACCUUGACGAGGACGAUUUCUGGAUCGAUGCGUGGCCUUGCAACUCUAACCAGCGGUUCGGUAAUGGAGAAAUCUGUGAAUCGAGUAACUUUACUGGGACGAGUUGGCGUCGACCCUCAGUUACGGGGGAACGAAAGAACUCCAGUGGCACUGUUCACAAUAGCAACGAACACUAAUUACACUUACGAGACCGGUGAGGUCCAGCAGAAGACAGAAUGGCACCGAGUGUCAGUUUUCAAACCCUAUCUACGCGAUUCGAUAAUGAAGUCAUUGAAAAAAGGAUCUCGGGUGAUGGUCGAAGGUCGCCUCGCAUACGGAGAAGUCAUCGAUGCCAGAGGAAGCACCCACGUAACGUCCACAAUCAUUGCCAACGAGGUGAUAUAUCUAAGCUCGAGAGCUAAUGAGGAGCAAGAAGAAGAUUUCUCACAGAAGGAGGUCCAACGGAAUCCGCAUCGGGAUGAUCCUGAGGAGCCAUUGGAUGGCUAUGAGGCCGGUGUCAAGGCCUCGUAAAGAUUUUGAAUCAGGACUUGCUCGAUGUGGCCGAGGUCCUGAGACAGUUAUAAGUGAGAGAGUAUGUGUUGUGUCCGAAUACAGACCGAUAUCGUUACAAAUAAACAUGACGCUCA